Parasteatoda tepidariorum (common house spider) is the source of this 7656-nucleotide messenger RNA. RefSeq names its product solute carrier family 41 member 1. Gene Ontology annotation, molecular function: monoatomic cation transmembrane transporter activity. Gene Ontology annotation, biological process: monoatomic cation transport. NCBI's taxonomy places the organism in Eukaryota, Metazoa, Arthropoda, Arachnida, Araneae, Theridiidae. Gene Ontology annotation, cellular component: plasma membrane. The record is from RefSeq and is a predicted model, not a curated record.
AUCUCCAUGGAAAUUCCACAGGUGAAUAAAUAAAAUUAAAAAGGAGAAUGAAAUAAAAGUUUAAUUUUAGCUAGUUUUUCAUUGAAUGCGGGAAUAUUAUUGGUAAAUUUCUUACUAAUCAAUAUAAAUUCGUUGGCUGUGUUUUUCGGCCGAGUAUUACAAUAUUUAUAUUGGAAUAUAGAGGAAAUAUUCUGAAGUAUUCAUUCUUUUAUGACACGCGUACAUUAAAGUACUCUCAAGUUUGAGUUAUUUCGAUUACUGAAUUAUAUAUCUGCAAGUGACGUCAUCGUAGAUAUCCUGGCCUUUGUUGAUUUAGAAAUCAAUCAGGUUCGACAGACAGGGCCGAGCUUAGAGAACAUUUCAACUUUCAAUGUGCAUGAAUUUUCAAGCAUGUGACAGAUAACUGGGAUUAUAAAAUGAUCCUUUCUUCUAAAAUGUCUUUGCCCGGAAUAUGACAACUGUUGAAAGUGAAGUCAUUUUAAAGAAAAGAAAGAUGGUGCCUCGAGCGGCAGCAAAUGAGUUGGAAUGCCUGGUAGGUGACAAAACAGAAACUUACGAUGAGAAAAAUUCAUCCAGGCAAAUAACAAUUAAAUACAAAAUGACAGAAAUGAACUCAAGCAAAAGUGAUUGGAACUUUGACGAUGAGUUUUCAGAUGGUGAUACUCAUCAAACUCUUUUAGAAGAUAAAACUGUUGUGCUUCACCCCAAAGAAUCUAUGUUCUCUAUAGCAUUACAAGUAUUUGUGCCUUAUUUAAUUGCAGGAUUUGGGACUGUUGGAGCAGGUCUCGUCCUUGAUAUUGUACAGCAUUGGGAUGUUUUUAAAACAGUAUCAGAAAUUUUUAUUCUUGUGCCUGCAUUAUUAGGUCUUAAAGGAAAUUUAGAAAUGACCCUUGCAUCUAGAUUAUCAACGCAGGCUAAUUUGGGAAACAUGGAUACUACAAAAGAACAGUGGAAGUUGGCAACUGGUAACAUGGCACUAAUACAGUGCCAGGCAAUAGUUGUGGGCUUCCUAGCAUCUUUAUUUGCAAUGAUCAUGGGUUGGAUACCUGAAGGCAAAUUUAAUUUAGAGCAUGCUGCCCUUCUGUGUGCUUCUAGUUUGGUAACAGCCUCAUUGGCAAGUUUUGUGCUAGGUUGUGUUAUGGUUGGGGUAGUUAUUUGUUCAAGGAAGCUGCAUAUAAAUCCAGAUAAUGUUGCCACUCCAAUAGCAGCCUCUUUGGGAGAUUUGACUACUCUAUCUCUACUAGCUGGUAUCAGCUAUGUUUUAUAUAGUAAAUUAGACACUCCUGGUUAUGCAAUAUCACUUAUCAUUUUCUUUCUAAUACUAACCCCUCUCUGGGUAGUGGUUGCAAAAAACAAUAAAUAUACCUGUGAAGUUUUAUAUUCAGGAUGGACUCCUGUUAUAUCUGCUAUGGCAAUUUCCAGUAUUGGAGGGUGUAUCCUUGAUUUUGCUGUGGACAAAUUUCAUGGUAUUGCUGUGUUCCAGCCUGUCAUUAAUGGUGUUGGGGGCAACUUAGUUGCUGUACAAGCCAGUCGCAUAUCCACAUACUUACAUCAAAGAUCAAAAUUAGGAGUUUUACCGAAAGAAGAUAGAGUUAUUUGUACAAACCCUUUAACAACUUUCUUUGGAAAUAGCAUUCACUCGAUCACCGCCCGUGUGUUGAUGUUGAUGGUGAUUCCGGGUCACUUGGUGUUCACUUAUGGCAUUCGUUUCAUGAAUGCUGGUCACACGUCUUUGACGCCAAUGUUUUUAGCAUUUUAUUUGCUUGCUGCUGUGAUACAAGUGACUCUUCUGUUAUAUAUUGCUCAGGUGAUGGUGCAUUGGAUGUGGGGGAAGAAAAUCGAUCCAGAUAACUCUGCCAUACCCUAUCUCACUGCUUUAGGGGAUUUAUUGGGCACUGCUCUACUGGCAGUUGCAUUUAGUAUUUUAUAUGAAAUUGGUGAUAAAGAUUAUGAUGUUGGUGAAUAAUGCGUUCCUUUCUUAUUUUGUAAUGGUUUUUUUAUUGUUUAGAUGUGGUUUUUUUUUAUUACUCUGUUAAAUAGAAAUUACCUGUGUUUCUUUGUUUUUUUUAAUUAAUUUCAGAGAUCUCAUCAGUAGUUGUGGGCAAAAUUGGUUCUGAAUGUCUUUCUAAGAUAUUUUCCCCCCAAUUCAGGCUGUAACUAGGAUUUGAAUUUGGAAGGGUAUUCACACUUUGAUAUGUAUCUGUUCCUGAAAAAUUAAAAUCACUGAUGCACAUGUUUGUAAAUAAUUUACAUACUGUUUUAAAGAGUAUGUCUAGAAAGUAUGGAUUUAAUGAAAUAUCUCAAGACACGCUUAUUGGAUUAAGAAUCUAUGAAUACACAUGUUUUUAAAAAAUGCAUUCAAUGAUGUUAGAUCUGACCCCUAAUUCAUAAAAAAUAGAACAUAGGACAACUUCAAAAUCAUAAAUAGAAACUGCCAUUUAAUAUUGCUGGUUUGGAUACUCCAAAAAAAGUACCCUGCACUUUUUUCUUCUUGAAAAUUGAACAAAUGCAGUAAAAAAUUGGGGAUUCUUAUCUGAAUUCUAAUCUUAUCUUAAUUUGUCUUAAAUUGCUGUACUUUUUAUGAGAAAGUCGAAAUCUGCAAAAAUGAAAGAGGCUCUCAUUUAAGAUUUUGAACUUUCCCAGCGCUGCACCUAAGGUACAAGGUUGCCGUUUCAACCUUUAACAUCCAUAGCUCUAUCUUUAUUUUACUCGAGGUUGUUUUAAAUUCCAGGCCAAAAGCAUUGUCUGCCUGUAUUUAUUUAUUUAUUUUACUAUUCCAAGUUCAGAAGGUCAAUUUUUAAGUAAUACAAUUUUUGCUAUCCUAUCAUAUUGCAUCUAGGAGUCAAAAUUCUGUAUGGCUUUUUUUUAUUAUUAAGGUUUUUUGAGUUUUGUUCAGAGUUUAUUUUAAAAUUUUAAUUUGUUGUGGAGAGUCUUUUUACAGAGUUUGAUUGUUUCUGAAAGGUCUUUUUACGAGAUAUGCAUUUUCUGAAAGUUUAAUUUUUGUGAAUUGGAUUUUAAAAAAAGAGUUAUGUAAAAGAACACGAUUUUUUUUCUAGAUCGAUUCCUCUUUUUAAAUAAUAAAUUUAUAUUUUACAAAAUAUUAAAAAAAAUGGCUUAUUAUAAAAUUUUUAAACUAAAGAGACAAUAAAGAUUUAAGGGAAAAUGUCAAAUAUUUGGUUGAAUACCCAUAUUCCACUUCUGGUUACAGGUCUUGAAAUCAUUGGAUCUCAUUAACCCUUUCAAACUAUUGGAAGAAAAUCCCCAUCUGAACUAUUGGAGGGAAAAUAUCCAAUAUUUGGUUGAAUACACAUAUUCCAACUCCUGGUUACAGAUCUUGAUAUCAUUGGAUCUCAUUAACCCUUUCGAACUAUUGGAGUGAAAAUAUCAAAUAUGAAUACCCAUAUUCCAGUUCCUGGUUACAGAUCUUGAAAUCAUUGGAUCUCAUUAACCCUUUCGACCCGGCAGCAUUAAAAUUUAAGUAUGAAAAGCAGUUUAUGUUAAUGCUGACAUACUAAAAAUAAGUAAAUUAUGAGUUUAAAGUUUUCCACUUUUCCCGUUUUUCUGAAAGUUGCCUGGGACAAUAUGCACGAAUGGUCUUGAAUAUUUUAAAACUACCUAUAUAUUGCAUGGGAAAAAAUAAUGAAAGUGAAAUAUUUAAUUAUUAAUUCUUACCUUAAGUUGCUGUUAUAAAAUAAUCGAAACAAAAACUAAAAUUUUGUCUUAUAAUAUUUUAUCACUAAUGAGAUAUAUUGUCCCACUGGUAAAUAUGAUUGGGAUAUAUUGUCGCACUGAUAAGUUCAAUUGGGACAAUGUAUCCCAAGAAACAAAAUGUGUCGAAAUUUCUAAAUCUGAUACUAAAUAGGUACAAUUAUUAUUUAAUAAGAACUAUUUUGCACAAAAUAUGGCAAAAAUAUAGUUGUACUUACCUUAAAAUUCAGAAAAUACGUAAAUUAAAACGAGAUUGACUGGCGUGCUCGCAAACAGAAGUCUGCCCUUUGGAAUAUGCGAGUGUUGCCAAGUGUCUUUGGUCAUGUUUUUUUUUCUGAUGCCAAAAGAACCCUCGAAACAUAAAAAACCAUGCAAAAUUGGGAUCUUUUUAUCCAUUAGGGAAUAAAGUUUAAUCUUUGGGACAUAUACAUCCCGUUCGGGUCAAAAGGGUUAAAAAAAAUAGGGGUAGGGAGAAGCUGAUCUAGCAUUUAUGAUUAGUAGCUUAUAAAAAGCUUUACGGUAUUUUUUUAAAAAUCUCAAUUUAUAUUUUAUUAAUUUGUUCGAUAUGGAAUGUGAUAAAAAGUAGUAUUCGAAAUUUGUAUUAUAUAUAAAGAAUAUGUUAGAUUAUUUGUUUUAUCAUUUUAGCAUACUUAUUUAUGUUUUUCUUAUGCUUAUUUAUUUUCUUAAAACUGGUGAUUUGAUCUCUUGAAUGGUUUAUUACUAUUAUUACCAAUAAAAUUUAGCCUCGCUUUGUAUAAUUUUUGGAUUAUAGUCACUAUAACAUUUAGAUUAGAAUAACAGGUUUUAGCUUGCUAAAUGCUAUGAACAAAACGUCGAAUACAACGUGUCUAUAUAUUGUGAUAUUUCUUGCAAAUAAAUAAUGUAUAAUUGGAAAGAUUAAAUCUUGAAUUUGAGCAAAUUUUGUGAGAAAAAUCUAUACCAUUCAGGAGGAAAGUGUAUUUUUAUUUAACUCGUUCAGGACUAUAAUCAAAUGCCUGGUAUGAGGCGAUUCAUGGGCCACAGUAUCAUAUAUGAGACAAGUCUUUCCAUCUCCUCAGCCUAGUGACUUCUUUUCGGAACAUUAUAUUUAAUUGUUUAACACUAGCCCAAGGAAGUCAUUUUAACUGCUUUUUUCAAUUAGCGAAACAAUGAUGUAUAUAAUGACAAAGUUUCUUAGAAUCUUGUGACUUUUUGUACAACAUUUAAUUUUUUUAUAUUUACUAAUAACUUGUUUUAUAAUUGUAAAUAAUAUAAAAAAUAUUAAAAAUUGAACAAAUUUCAUAACACAUUAUUUAUUCUUACACAAUCCAGUCAUUUUGACUGCAUUUUGGCAAUAUAGGUAUAUACUAAGUUUCAGUCUUUUUAGUGUUAACUAGAUGUUGAAGUCUUUUAUAAUUUUAGGUGUUGGCCAUCAAUGUAAGCUUUUGGUUCCGAGUUUUUUUCCUUCCUUCUUUCAUAAUUUGUUCUAGGCAGGGCCCGUAUACUUGGCUAAUAAUUUGAAAUUCUUAGCAUGGGCCCUGUCUAGGUUAUUUGAACAGGUAAACAAAUGCACAAAAAGAUUGGGCACGGGGAUUAUUGUGCUCUGGGCUUUUGUUUACCUUUCAGUGAAGUGGAAAAGAAUGGAAUGCUUAUUGGUUUAUGUGAGUGUAGGCUUGUUGUUUGGUGUUUUCUAAACAGUAUUUUGUAUGUUUUGAAUCAGUAUUGCAGUUGUUUUUUGAAAUAUAUGAAACAUUUCAUUUCAUCAUGUUCAGGUACUAUUAAUGAUAAUAAACUGAAAAUUUCAUCAUUUAUGUGUAGUAAUGAUUUUAUAUGAAUUUUUAAUUGAAAUUAGGCUUAAUGGGAAAACUUGUUUGUUAAUGUGCGCACAUAAACUCUUGAAUCGUGUGGUUUUAGGAAAGUACUUCUUUCUCCUUUUGCCAGUCCUGAAUUGGUUAAUAAAAUUGUUUGCUCUUAAAUAUGUUUUUACCUUUAAUUGUUAGGUACACUAAAAUUUAUUUUCUCAAAAAUUUGAGAAAUGCUCCAUUUUUUUUAAUUUUAAACAUUUAUUUUAAGUAACACAAUUAAAAUGUAAUAUUAUAGUAACAGUUAUUUUUAACUCAUCUCGUGUUGGAAAAAUGUUCAUAAUAAAUAAUCUAAACUAAACUCAGUGUUCGAGUUGAGUGGUCAACCUAACGUGAUCGUAAUUAAUAAGAGGAUACAAUGUUUCUGUGCAUAGCAAGAUUUAUAUGAGUUCUUGUCAUGUCAUUAAUUAUAAAUUUAAAUACAAUGUAUGUUCAUUUUUUCCUAGCCAUGCAGUUCCAAUGUAUUGUUUAUCUUUAUUUAUUUAUGUGUAUAUCAAAUUUUAAAUGUUCUCAUUUUUAUUUUAACGAUUUUGUAAUACUUUAGAUGAAUUAUUUAUUAUGACAAAUAUUUGGUUGAGAUUAUUUUGAUUGGUUUGCAAGUUUUUAGACACAUUGGUAAAAUCCACAAAAGAGACAAUGGUUUUUGUCAUCCUGUCUUUAAACUCUUAAGUAAACUGUCUGUCUACAGCUGAGUUUCAUUUAAGCAGUAUUAUCAUAUGAAAUAUUGGCAAUAAACUAUAUUGAAAGUUAAUGACUUGUUAAUUAAACUAUUUAGGGAAUUCUUGUAUAUAAAAUGUAUAAAUAUUUAAUUAAAAACUAUAGAUUUAAAGAAAACUGGCCCUAAUCUUUCUGUUUCUAAUUGUCCAAAAUUUAAUAGUGAUGUGAAAUAUGAUAUUUAAUGCGAAAUAUGAAUUUUAAACAGUGAAUACAUUUCAAGAAAUUAUCGAAAAUUUAUUUUAAACUUUUAAUUAUGUCCUAGAAAUAUUUUUAAUAAAUAUAUUUAAAAUUAUAAACAUUAAUAAAACACAUAGUUGCUUGUUAAUUUUUAUAUCUAACAAGUGUACAGUGGAGAUUUUGGGGUAUUUUUAGAAUUUUGGACAGUUUUAGAAAUUUUUGGACAAUAAAUCAGACGUGUUUUUAUCUAAAGUCAAUUUAGGCCGUCCAAAACCUAAUCCUAAAUUAUUAUUGUGAAAAAAUGGUUAAAUUAACAAAUGUUUCUUUUUUCAGUCAUUAAAAAUAUUAUUAAUUGGCAGUGUUAUUGUGCAUACCUUCUUGUAUUAUUUUAAUUUUAGGUAUUGCCUUUCAUUACAAAAUGUUGAUUAUCAAAUAAAUUUGUUUAAAUGUUAAUUAAGAAAUAAUUUUAUUUAAUUAACAGAAUUUAUUUUCCCAGAGAUUAUUAAUAGGCCUAAUUAAUAAAUAAAGGUGAUUAAGGUAAAAUUUUUAUACACAGCUUUGCAUAUAUAUAUAUAUUUCAUAAUCAGAAAUUGGUUUGACUUUGACAGUCUCGUGUGGAGUUCUCUAAAAAACAUAAAAUUUUCUUUAUUUGCUUGAAUCUCUGAUUGAAAGAAGCUUUGCAUUUUUCUGGUUUUUAUAGGAAAAAAUAUAUAUUGUACAGAUUUGUGUAAAAUUGCGUGUAAAUAAGUAAUGUAUAGAAAUUAUAUUAGAACUAUUUUUUGCACAACAACCUAUUUAUUGUAUAAACAAGGGAAUGUAGAGCUUUAUAUAUUUUUAUUUCCUCCAAAAAAAAACAUAUAUAUAUAAUAAUUCUGGGAAAUGAUUGUUUUUAAUAGCUAUUUUUUAAUAGUUACUUAUUUUCAAUAGUUAUAUUUUUAAUUCUACCAAAGAUGACCUAAUUUUACUUUUUUCUUCCUGUGUGUAAUAGCGAUUCUCUUACUCUAUUUGUGAUAAUCCUAUAGAUUAUAAAUUGUCUUCUUCGACAGAGAGUAUUAUUUCAAAAUUGUUAAUGUUCUGCUUGAAUUAAAUGAACUAUUCAGCAUUGUUAUUAUAUUUUUAUGUUCUGCCUUUGUUUUAUAGAUCAUCAUUAUUUUGAUGUUUCAAUUUAAAAUAUAUGACUUUAAUAAACAUUAAUUCUUUUAUUUUUGAUGAA